UCGCCUCCUCUCUUUUCUCUUCUCUUCUCGUCUUUCCCAUCUCGCGGCGGCUGCGUCUCUCUCUCGAUCUCUCGGCGGCGGCCAUGGCGGACUACCACUUCGUGUACAAGGACGUGGAGGGGGCGAGCACGGAGUGGGACGACAUCCAGCGACGCCUGGGGAACCUGCCGCCGAAGCCGGAGCCGUUCAAGCCGCCGGCGUACGCGCCCAAGGUCGACGCCGACGAGCAGCCCAAGUCCAAGGAAUGGCUCGACGAGCGGGAGCCCGACGAGCUGGAGGAUCUCGAGGACGACCUCGACGACGACCGCUUCCUCGAGCAGUAUAGGAGGAUGAGGCUUGCAGAGCUCAGGGAGGCAGCAAAGGCCGCGAAAUUCGGCUCUAUUGUGCCUAUCACUGGCUCUGAUUUUGUCCGAGAGGUCUCCCAGGCCCCAUCCGAUGUCUGGGUUGUGGUCUUCCUCUACAAGGAUGGAAUACCAGAAUGUGGGUUGCUUCAGACUUGUCUGGAUGAAUUGGCUACAAGAUACCCAGCAACUAAGUUUGUUAAAAUCAUCUCUACAGACUGCAUUCCCAACUACCCAGAUCGAAAUGUCCCUACUAUACUUGUGUACAAUAACAGUGCUGUUAAAGGGACUUAUGUCGGUCUGCAGAAGUUUGGUGGAAAAAGAUGCACACCUGAGUCUGUUGCAUUGGCCCUUUGCCAGUCAGAGCCAGUCCUGAAUGAUGGGCAGAGCGGCGGUGAUUCAUCCCGGGACAAUGUCAUAGAAGGCGUUCGCAGGAAGUUCAUCGAAAAGGUUGUCGCCCAGCAUGAAGAGCGGGAGGAAGAUGACGAUAGUGACUAAACAUACUCUCCUAGUAUGUCUCAGUUCACUGAUACUAUUGAUGAUGUGGGUCAAGUUUUGCCUGAGAUCACUAAUUGUACUCAUAUUUGGUUCUGUUCUGAAAAUGCUGAAUUUUCUCUCUACGAUGAGCUGCAAAAACUCAGGUUUAGCAGCAGCUUGUUGUGGUACAUGUGGUAAAUUGGUAAUGUAUCCUGGUGUUCCUUGUAUUGAUUGUGGCACUUUCAGCUAAAAUGAAAAUGGAUAAAUUUCAUGGAAAGUUGUCCAGUGCAA
Molecule: messenger RNA, 1109 nt
Organism: Oryza sativa Japonica Group (Japanese rice)
Lineage: Eukaryota; Viridiplantae; Streptophyta; Magnoliopsida; Poales; Poaceae
Biological process (GO): protein folding
Cellular component (GO): cytoplasm
Source: RefSeq, a predicted model, not a curated record